Molecule: messenger RNA, 1681 nt
Organism: Arachis stenosperma
Lineage: Eukaryota; Viridiplantae; Streptophyta; Magnoliopsida; Fabales; Fabaceae
Product: protein RETICULATA-RELATED 4, chloroplastic-like
Exons: 8
Coding region: 114-1265 (383 amino acids)
Source: RefSeq, a predicted model, not a curated record
CUUCACACUUCACUCCCCACCACCCACUCACCAACUCCUUCCCUUCCUUUUUCCCUUUCAACUUUCAACUGACUCCAACUGAAUUCAACUCUCUCUCUUUCUCUCAACUGGCCAUGGCUGCUGCUGCUUCUUCCUUCUCCACCAUCUCCUUCCGCUCUUUCUCUCUCAACAACCGCCCUUCCCUCUCUCUCCCACUCCCAACAACCUUCACUCUCACCUCUUCCCACCGCCAUUCCCCUUCCACUCUCUUCACUUCCUUCCUCCCACACACUCCUCUCAUCCGCUCUCCCCCAACCCCCAUUCUCGCAUCCGGAGGAGGAGGAGGAGGCCAUGGCGGAGGACACACCGGUGGCGGCGGAGGAGGAGGAGACCACGAUGGCGAAGCCGACGACAGGGGCCGCAACAGGGAGGAGGCACUGCUGGUGCUAGCGGAGGCCGGGAGGCCGCUCGAGAAAUUGCCGGCGGAUUUGGCGGCUGCGAUUCAGGCAGGUCGGGUUCCCGGCUCAAUCGUGAAGAGGUUCCUUGAGCUCGAGAAAUCGGCGGUGUUCCGGUGGUUGUUGAACUUCGGAGGGUUUAAAGAGAGGUUGCUGGCCGAUGAUUUGUUCCUUGCAAAGGUCGCCAUGGAAUGCGGUGUUGGCAUCUUCACUAAGACUGCUGCGGAGUUGGAGAAGCGUAAAGAGAAUUUCACGAAGGAGCUUGAUUUCGUUUGUGCUGAUGUGGUAAUGGCAAUCGUAGCAGAUUUUAUGCUUGUGUGGCUUCCGGCUCCAACUGUUUCUCUCCGACCUGCACUUGCCGUUAGUGCUGGGCCUAUUGCUAAAUUCUUCUAUGGCUGCCCUGAAAAUGCUUUCCAGGUGGCAUUAGCUGGAACAUCUUAUACACUUAUACAGAGAAUAGGUGCUAUUGUGCGCAAUGGAGCAAAGCUGUUUGCAGUGGGGACUGGUGCAUCUCUGAUUGGUACAGGUGUGACAAAUGCAUUGAUCAAUGCGCGAAAAGUUGUUGAUAAAUCUUUUGCUGCUGAGGCUGAGGAUGUACCAAUUUUAUCAACUAGUGUUGCUUACGGUGUUUACAUGGCUGUAUCUAGCAACUUAAGGUACCAAAUACUGGCUGGGAUUAUUGAACAGCGGAUUCUCGAACCUCUUCUGCACCAACAAAAGCUAUUGCUAAGUAUUUUUUGCUUUGCCGUUAGGACUGGCAAUACUUUCUUGGGCUCACUAUUGUGGGUGGAUUAUGCCCGAUGGGUCGGAGUCCAGAAAAUACGGGAAUAAGCACAAUUGAUUUCAAUUUGAGGACUUGUCACCAUGGGAUCAAUUCAUUAUUGGAGUUAUAUUUUGUUGAUUAUUUAAAUUUGCUCCCUGUAUGUUGUAUUUUUUGUUCUAAUUUUGUUUGUAUUCCUGCUGACAGCAUAGUUGUACAUUGAGCAAUAACAGAGGUCAGCAAACACUGAGUCUUGAGUUUGCUGCCACCAUUGAGGGUGGCCAACUGGUCAUGGCCAAUGCUGGUAAAAAAAAUCCUUCUAUCAUAGCUUGCAGAAAGCUGCAGCAUGAGAUGAAGUUAUGAGUCACAUUUUUGUUAGACGAGCAUGGCACUGCCUCUUGGCUCUUGAUAAUGAUGCUUCUGUUGUGUUGUAGUGUUUUUUGAAAUUAUAUUGGAUAACAACAAAUUCAUAAUUACAUUUGCUUCA